CAUUUCACAACACUCAAACAAAACUCCCAAGUUUUUCCACAUCCCCAAAAAAAAAAAAAAAAAAAAAAACACCACUUUACACUCACUCCUUUCAUUAUUAUUAUUAUUACUUCUUUUUCAUUCUUUUCUUUCUUAGAUUUUUCCUCAAAAACCACAAAUUCUAAAAAGAGAAACAGAGAGAGAUUGCUGCAUUUUCUUAAUGGAAGCUCUCUCUGUUCCUCUUUACAUAACAAUAUUAUUCCUUUUUCUUUUCACUUUCUUUUCCAUUUCAUUUCUUAAAAGAUCAAGAAAUGAAAACUCUAAAUCCCAAAAUUCUCUUAAGCUUCCUCCUGGUUCCAUGGGAUUACCUUGGAUUGGUGAAACUUUGCAACUCUAUUCUCAAGAUCCCAAUAUCUUUUUCUCACAGAAACAGAGAAGAUAUGGUGAAAUUUUUAAGACCAAUAUUUUGGGAUGUCCUUGUGUCAUGUUGGCAAGCGCAGCCGCAGCACGGUUUGUUUUGGUGACAAACGCCCAUUUAUUCCGACCGACUUACCCGAAAAGUAAAGAGACGAUGAUCGGACCGGCGGCGCUUUUCUUUCACCAAGGAAAUUACCAUUCUAACCUCAGGAAGCUUGUUCUUAACUCUCUGUCUCUUGAACGUCUCAGAACUCUUGUUCCUUCUAUAGAAGCCGCCGCCAUUUCCGCCACCGAUUCUUGGGCCGCCGCCGGCCACGUCAUCAACACCUUCCGUGAAAUGAAAAAGUAUUCAUUCGAGGUGGGAAUUAUAGCAGUGUUUGGAAAGCUAGAAAAUGAGUACAAAGAGAAGCUAAAACAAAAGUAUUGCAUAUUAGACAAAGGCUACAAUUGUUUUCCCACCAGAUUACCAGGAACAGCAUAUUCAAAAGCAUUAUCAGCAAGGAAGAAGCUUAGGGAGAUUCUGGGAGAGAUAAUAAUGGAAAGAAGAGAAAAAAGAGUAACAGAGAGAGAUUUCGUUGGUCAUCUUUUGAACUAUAGAGAUGAAAAUGGUGAAAGUUUAAGUGAAGAUCAAAUCGCUGACAAUAUCAUCGGAGUUCUAUUCGCCGCCCAAGACACCACCGCCACUGUCCUCACUUGGAUCCUUAAAUAUCUUCACGACAACUUCAAACUUUUCGAGGCUGUUAAGGCAGAGCAGAUGGAAAUUUAUAGAAGAAAUGGAGAAGGAAAGAUGCCUCUGUCUUGGGGUCAGAUUAAGGACAUGCCCUUCACUCAUAGGGUUGUAUUAGAGAGCUUGAGGAUGGCUAGCAUCAUAUCCUUCACUUUUAGGGAGGCAGUGGUUGAUGUAGAAUAUAAAGGGUACCUUAUCCCAAAGGGUUGGAAGGUGAUGCCUUUAUUCAGGAAUAUUCAUCACAACCAUGAGUACUUCCCUGACCCUCAUAUAUUUGAUCCCUCUAGAUUUGAGGUGGCUCCAAGGCCCAAUACAUUCAUGCCAUUUGGCAAUGGAGUACAUUCUUGCCCUGGAAAUGAACUUGCCAAGCUGGAGAUCCUCAUAUUGCUUCAUCACCUCAUUACCAAAUUUAGGUGGGAAGUAGAGGGAUCACAAAGUGGGGUUGAAUAUGGGCCAUUCCCGAUGCCUCUCCAAGGCCUACCCUCCAGAUUUUUCAAACAGACAACAACCAACCGAUAGCCUUUCAUUUCAUUAUUAUUCAUAUAAUAAAAAUCCAUAUCAUUUUAUUUUUCUAAAUCUUCCAACCAAUUAUUAUAUUAUGAUUCUGCCCUAGCUUCUUCACCUAAACCCUCUUUCUUUUUACCCCUCUUAUCAAUGCUUGUAUUGAUUUUUAUUUCGAGUAUUGAGAAAGAAAGGGAUGUAUUUUCUUAUUUGUUGUCUCUUAUCAUCGGGAGUCUUUUGCUUAUUGUGUAUUAUUCUAUUAUCAUGUAACACUCUAGUUCAUAUGAGAUAAUUAAAUGGAGAAGAAAUUACUUUUUGAUUA
Molecule: messenger RNA, 1946 nt
Organism: Cucumis melo (muskmelon)
Lineage: Eukaryota; Viridiplantae; Streptophyta; Magnoliopsida; Cucurbitales; Cucurbitaceae
Product: abscisic acid 8'-hydroxylase 4
Exons: 9
Coding region: 200-1642 (480 amino acids)
Biological process (GO): sterol metabolic process
Molecular function (GO): heme binding; iron ion binding; (+)-abscisic acid 8'-hydroxylase activity
Source: RefSeq, a predicted model, not a curated record